This is a messenger RNA of Aspergillus mulundensis, 3465 nucleotides long. Its product is annotated as exocyst subunit SEC8. NCBI's taxonomy places the organism in Eukaryota, Fungi, Ascomycota, Eurotiomycetes, Eurotiales, Aspergillaceae. The record is from RefSeq and is a predicted model, not a curated record. Gene Ontology annotation, biological process: Golgi to plasma membrane transport; exocytosis. Bases 1 to 3465 code for a protein of 1154 amino acids. The transcript has 8 exons. Gene Ontology annotation, cellular component: exocyst.
AUGAGUGGUAGAAGUGGCUACGCGAACGGUUACGGUUACUCCGACGCCAGUCGCUACGACCGCGGUGAUGGCGGAUACGGCAACAAUGGCAACCUGGGAGUAAAUGGAUACGAAACCGGCGGCGGAAGGGAUAGGCGCCCCGGAGGCUAUGGAGGAUUCUACCCAGAAGCAUCACAGCAGCCAUCUUUGUCAUCUGCGCCAUCGCCGGAGCGGCGGCGCGAGAGGUUCGAUGGAGACGACCGUUCCUACUCUUCGUCACGAUCACGGACACGCGCCGCAGAUACGGACAGAGAGCGCCGAGCUCAACAUACAGAUGACAGGCCUCGUGGGGACAACAACCGAUUACCGGGUGGUUCCAGCAGUCAGGGAGGAGCUAGUGGAGGGUCACAAGCUGUCGAAGAUGUUCUACACUCCAUACAGCGCGAAUGGGACUACGUAGCGAACGACGACUGCGUACCGGUCCAGGUUGCCCUGCAACUGAUGGACACGAGCACACUAGGGAAGGCCGAACGCGAACCGGACUUUUUGAACGUACAUCAAACGAUUCAGCAGACACUGAAGGCGAUUGUCAACGAGCAUCAUCAGGGCUUCAAUAGUUCUAUCGGUACAUAUCACAAAAUCCAGGCAAACAUCCAAAGCUCCCAAGGUCGAGUACGGAAUUUGAAGCAUGCGCUAGAAGACGCAAAGGGCGGACUGCUGUCUACGAAACCCGAGCUGAAAGACCUGGCGACAUCUUCUCAGAAAUACGACGACAUCAUUCAGCUGUUUAGUCAGAUCCAGGAAAUCCAAUCCCUUCCUGAAAAGUUGGAAUCUAGGCUGUCCGACAAACGAUUCUUGGGUGCCGUGGAGGUCCUCCAUGAUGCGCUUCGACUUUUGCGGCGCUCGGAGCUCGAGAACAUUGGUGCUCUUGCUGAUAUUAGGGCGUAUUUUGAGAAUCAAGAGUCUUCAAUCACAGACAUCUUGGUUGAGGAAUUGCACGAUCAUCUAUACCUGAAGUCUCCCUACUGCGUUGAUCGAUGGAAGCCACCAGCUCCAGAGACGGAAAGCAAUGGCGUGAACGGGGCCGGCGCCGGCGCCGGCUCUUGGGAGCGGCCUGUCUACGGGUUUCUAGCGAGGCUCGACGCAUCCAAGCCUAUGGUAGAGGAUGCAUCUCGGAAUCCCGAGGCCGACACGUUCUCUUACCUUCAACUUCUCAUCGAGGCUCUAAACAAGAUGGGCCAUCUGGACAUCGCGGUCGAUCGCAUUGAACAGCGACUUCCGGUGGAGCUGUUCACGGUAGUCGAUAAGACAAACGCAGAGAUCGACGCACGUUACCCAAUCCAAAGGGGUUCGAUGGCGCAAGAUGGUAAGACAGAGUCACCUACAGAAUUGAUCGAGGAGCGCGGUCAUGUGCUCUCAGAAUUCUUGUGGACGCUUUAUGCCAAAUUUGAAUCAAUCGCGGAGGGGCAUCGUGUAGUUCACGAUGUGAUAGCAGCCAUUGUACAGCGCGAGGGCAUACCCAAGAGCAACUCUUUAGCUGGUGGCUUCAAGGAGCUUUGGAAGCUUUACCAAAGCGAGAUUCGAUCGUUAAUGCACGACUACCUGGCCACCGACGGUGAUUCUUCAAUUGGACCUGAUGAAGGGACAGAUGCGCGACGUCAAAUGUACUCGGGCUAUAGAGACAAGAACAAGAAAUUGUUCAAAUUGUCCGAGGCGAGUCGCACAACAGAAAUGAAGGCCGAGCAAGACGAGUUGGAUGAGAUUCUGAGGUCCUCUGUGCCCGGUCUUGUGUCCAAGUCAGAGCAGAAGUCAGAUGAAAACGGUCCCACCGAUUCCAGGCAAGGUACAGGGCACAAGAUUCUCAUUGAACCUAGUGUAUUCAACAUGAGCCUGCUAUUGCCGCCUUCGCUCUCAUUUAUCCAACGACUGAAGGAUGUCGUGCCUGUUGAUUCCGACAUGGCUACUGGUUCCCUGACGUCUUUCCUCGACGAUUUCCUUGUCAAUGUUUUCCUGCCACAACUUGACGAGACGAUUACCGAGCUUUGCACUCUCAGCUUUAUCACGCCUGAUGCUUUCACGGAAGACCCUCAGUGGUCGGCAGUCUCACCUAAACCAGUCUUCAAGGGAACGGUCAAGUUUAUGUCGGUUGUGAAGGAGUUCAGUAAAAUGCUGUCCAGCAUCCCUCAUGAUCAAGCUUUUACCCAGCUUCUUCUUAGUCAAAUAGUGACAUACUACGACAAGUGUUGCGGGUGGUACAAGACCAUCGUCACGAAGGUCUCUGGAAGAGGUGGUGUUCAACUCAAAGCUGCCGCAGCCUUUGCUGAAUCCGGACCCGUUCAUGAUCUGGUCGUCGAACUGUGGCGAAGAUCAGAUCUCCAUAAGCACGAGGUUCUUGACAAGGAAGCUGGUAUUUUGAUAAAGCAGACGGAUAAAGUGCCAUUAGAGCCUGCCGAUAUCAUAUCGGAUCCGAAGUCCGUGGUGGCUCUGUCUCUUCUUCACAAUAGCAUGCAAUGGCUUGCCAGCAGUCUUUCAAAACUACGACAGCCAUUGACGGACACUCGAUCAUCUCAACCCGGAUCCGGGCCGACAAACCGCCGCUGGACUCUAAUCAGCGCCAUGAAGCCGAAGCGUGAUAGUAUCAAUCAAGCUAUAUACCUUCCAUUGAAUCAGGAAACAGCCACCGCAUUUGACACCACACUCCAGUCAUUACGUGACCUCGCACUCACAGCCGUCUACGCUUUGCACAUUGAUAUCAGAUGCGGAGUCAUCCAUAUGUUGACCAGAACCAUGGCUGGUCCCAACCCACCCAUGCCCCGCAACUCAGAACCCGCUACUCCCUCACCACCGCCCAGUGGUGGUUGCUGGCAUCUCUUAGAUAGGCAGCCAACCGCAGCAUCUCCAGCAAUCCUUGAAUUAAACAAAGACCUAAUCUCCUUUGACACGAACAUCUCAACGUAUUUGGGAGCAUUCCAACGUUAUUUCAUCACAUCGGGGCUAUCUCGGUUCAUCGACAGGGUCUUCCUUGCCAGCACCCGCUACAUCUGGGCCAUGAAUGAGAAUGGCGCGUUGCGACUACAACUCGAUGUUUUUGUCUUGCAACAGAAUCUCAAAAACAUCAUCAUUGAUUUGUCUCAGUCCUCAACCCCAGACCAUGCCAAUGCACCGAAAGAAGGUGAACCAUUCCGUGAAAUUGUUACCCUUCCCCGGAGUGCCAAGUUCCUCGACUGGUUACUCGAAGGCGCGUUCAAGGCACUUGAUUACGCCAAAGAAGAAAAGGAGAAUAUCGCUUCUCGCGGCGAAAAGGCGCCUGCUGCGUCUGGCGAACCGUUUAGUUAUGAAGAGCUCAAGGUGCUUGUUGACUUGUGCUUCUCGGAGAUCCUCAGAGGACCCAAGGGGGAGGACAAUCGGGAAGACUUCAUGGCUGCGAAGAAGGCCAGUGCAGAUGCACUCCUGAGGCUGAAUGAGAUAAUGUGGGACUCAAAAUGA